AUGAUUUCGGGCUCCUUGAAUCCGCCCCGUUUAGGGAUCGGAGGGAAACUCCUGCAAGGGGUCACCGCCAAUCCCAGCGGCGGCGUCGGUGGGAGCAGCCCCGGUCCCAGCCCGGGCAACGCCACGCACUGCGGCGAGCAGAUCCUGAGCUACGGCAACGUGGAGAAAGUGGUGAUCGGGGCCGCCUUGACGCUCAUCACGCUGCUGACCAUCGCGGGCAACUGCCUGGUGGUCAUCUCGGUCUGCUUCGUCAAGAAGCUCCGCCAGCCUUCCAACUAUCUCAUCGUCUCGCUGGCUUUGGCCGACCUGUCGGUGGCCGUGGCCGUCAUGCCCUUCGUCAGCGUCACGGACCUCAUCGGGGGCGAGUGGAUCUUCGGCAGGGCCUUCUGCAACAUCUUCAUCGCCAUGGACGUGAUGUGCUGCACCGCUUCCAUUAUGACCCUCUGCGUGAUCAGCAUCGACAGGUAUCUUGGCAUAACUAGACCUCUCACCUAUCCCGUAAGACAAAAUGGAAAGUGUAUGGCUAAAAUGAUUCUUUGCGUGUGGCUGCUGUCUGCUUCCAUCACUUUGCCCCCGCUGUUUGGAUGGGCUCAGAAUAUUAAUGACAACAAAGUCUGUUUAAUCAGCCAGGAUUUUGGCUACACAAUUUAUUCCACUGCUGUUGCAUUUUACAUCCCCAUGUCAGUGAUGCUGUUCAUGUACUAUCAGAUCUUCAAAGCUGCCAAGAAAAGUGCAGCCAAACACAAAUUUGCCGGUUUCCCGAGACCCAACGAACGCCAAGGGAUGGUUUCCGCCAACGGCGUGGUGAAACUGCACAAGGAAUCCGAAGAGUGCACCAAUUUUUCACGUCUGCUUAAGCAUGAACGGAAGAACAUUUCUAUCUUCAAAAGGGAGCAAAAAGCAGCCACCACCCUUGGAAUAAUUGUAGGGGCCUUUACCGUAUGCUGGUUGCCAUUUUUCAUCCUUUCUACUGCUAGACCCUUCAUCUGUGGGACCUCGUGCAGUUGUAUCUCUUUGUGGAUUGAGAGGACAUUUCUCUGGUUGGGUUAUGCCAACUCUUUGAUUAACCCAUUUAUAUACGCCUUCUUCAAUCGGGACCUGAGGACCACCUACCGCAAUCUGCUGCAAUGUAGAUAUAGGAACAUCAAUCGUAAACUCUCGGCUGCAGGCAUGCAUGAGGCCCUGAAGCUUGCCGAAAAACCAGAGUUUGUUCUGAGGAACUCUGAUUACUCAAGACGGAAGAGCCACGACUUAUGAUUGAAUGCUGAUGGUCAUAUAUGGACAUGGGACUGAGAAUCAGUGGAAAUUGCUGCAAAUCCAGGCCUUGAAGAAAACCUGUAGGGUGAAUAAAAUCGACUUUUGCGAGGGAAUGUUGUAAAGGAAGUUUAUGAACAUUGGUUUAGCAGUAUUAAAUGUAAUCCUGCCAAUCCCAGUGACAUUUUUCUUUUUUCCUUUUCCCUAUUUUGUUUCUCUUAGCGGAACACAUGCUAGCCGUUCAUAAAUAAGCCCCUUUUUAUUUGUUUCGUAAAGCAAAUAACAUUAGCAAUAAGUAGUUUGGCCAUAAGGGGAAUGGCAGACAAUCAGCUCUUUUGAGGAACGUCCAACAUUGUUCCAUCAGUCUUUUAACUUUAACAAAGGUCCUCGCGUAAAUUGUCCUCCGAUCUAGCAGUGUCUACUGGGAAAGCGAGGCGAAGGCACAGGGGUGGGCUUCAAA
Messenger RNA from Thamnophis elegans (Western terrestrial garter snake), 1714 nucleotides. RefSeq names its product 5-hydroxytryptamine receptor 7 (gene HTR7). NCBI's taxonomy places the organism in Eukaryota, Metazoa, Chordata, Lepidosauria, Squamata, Natricidae. The record is from RefSeq and is a predicted model, not a curated record. The transcript has 3 exons. Gene Ontology annotation, molecular function: neurotransmitter receptor activity; G protein-coupled serotonin receptor activity. Gene Ontology annotation, cellular component: plasma membrane; dendrite. Gene Ontology annotation, biological process: circadian rhythm; vasoconstriction; G protein-coupled receptor signaling pathway, coupled to cyclic nucleotide second messenger. The coding region runs from base 1 to 1257 and encodes 418 amino acids.